This is a messenger RNA of Saccoglossus kowalevskii, 668 nucleotides long. Its product is annotated as COX assembly mitochondrial protein 2 homolog. The record is from RefSeq and is a predicted model, not a curated record. Lineage: Eukaryota; Metazoa; Hemichordata; Enteropneusta; Harrimaniidae. Gene Ontology annotation, cellular component: mitochondrion.
UGAACUUUACGUUGAUGACCUUUUGUCAUGUGUAAUUUCAGUUGUAACUGCUCAGUCUUUCCAAAUUCCCAAUUAUUACCGGAGUUACGUAUUUGGUGUACUCAUUGUUCAUUAUAUUUGAUAUAUAUAUCUAGACUGCAUAAUGCAUGGUGAUCUGUCUCCUCAUUUGCACAGUGAAGAGUGUAAUAUUAUUAUACAACAAUUACACAACUGUCACAAAGAGAAUCCUUGGAAGAAGUUUAUUGGUGCCUGUAAUGAGUUAGAUGCAUCAAUGGUUAGAUGUCUUAGGAGAGAGAGGGAGGGCCGUCGUGCUGCAAAUAAAUUGAAAUCAGAUGCAAUGAAAGCUAAAAUCAGUAGACUACAUGAAAUGCGAGGACAAGAGAAAUCAUGAGACUUAUUCCUUCAGAUCAACGAACUUCUACAUGUAUCAACUUCUAUGAAACACCUGGACUGUUAAAAUUAAGUUGUUGGCAUGGAAGAGGGUACAUAUGUGUGCGUUGUUAUAUACAAGUUAUGCAGCUGGGCUGAACAGAAACUAUGUUCAUGAACACUUCAGUCAGAAUAUGUGUGUAAUUUCUUCGCUGAAAUUAUUAGGCAUACCAUGUAUGUUGUUUGAAUGAUAUGUGAUCAGUUUUUGCUUGAUUAUAUGUACUGGUAUAUAUGCUAUU